This is a messenger RNA of Toxoplasma gondii ME49, 2723 nucleotides long. Its product is annotated as ATP synthase F1 gamma subunit. NCBI's taxonomy places the organism in Eukaryota, Apicomplexa, Conoidasida, Eucoccidiorida, Sarcocystidae. The record is from RefSeq and is a predicted model, not a curated record. Gene Ontology annotation, molecular function: proton-transporting ATP synthase activity, rotational mechanism. The coding region runs from base 1241 to 2185 and encodes 314 amino acids. The transcript has 6 exons. Gene Ontology annotation, biological process: proton motive force-driven ATP synthesis.
GUUAGCCCUUGUGAACUGACCCACUACAUCUGGUUUCUUACUGAAACUCCGUGGUCUCUCCGCCCUCAGAAGUCCUUUUCCGACAGCUUGCCGCCUUGCAGAGAACACAGGUACGCCUCUGCACCGCUUGCACUAUAUUCUCACAUCUGUCUCCGAAAUGGUGUAGAAAACAAGCGAAAAAGGAGUGUUAUUAUUGGUACAAACACUGCCCAGCGUUUUCCCAGUGCAUCUCGCCUCGGUGUGGCCCGAUUGCUUUCUGCCGGUACAUGUUCCCGCGCCGCAAACGCCAACCCCCAGUUCUGUCUAGUGUACACAUAUUCGUUCAUGCGGAUAUUCCACUAGAGGGUGACAGUGAAGAAGCACAAAGAAUGCAGGAGGCCGCACGAAAGGAAGGUAAACUUCUUACAAAAGUCUCCAUCUGUCCGCCUAUGCGCAUGCAGGUGAAGGGAACCGACCUCCUGGCUACGGACGACGUCGAAUCCUCCGAAAAAUGGUCAUUUUUCACUUUUCGCAGUGAGAAGACACCCAAUUUGUCUUCUAUUUCUUCUCCGUCGCUGUUUCCCCUGCCACUAGGUCGCUUCCAUACCCUUUGUUUUGAGCAGUGGCCAUCUCCAGUUUGAGUGAACGGUCGCAGCCCUGCGUGACGCUUUUCUUGCAUGCGCUUUGCGUACGAAGCCCAGUGUGUGUGUCCCGAUGUUUUUCCCCAGUUGCUGGAUACGUUCCUGAGAAGAGCACGCGGCUCCUCUGGUUUGUCUCUCCAGUAUUCUCUUGCUGCUUCUCGCAAAUGAUCCCCUUUUUCCCACAUCGGUUUUUCUGCCCGAUCUGCCGCACAACGUCUGAGGCAUUCGUGUUAGGGGGGCAAAAGGGACAGGGACAAAAAGGCGAGCGGGUGCCUCCGGUCCAAACGUAACGUUUUUCUCUCGAGCAGCAAAAGCAAAUAGAAACGCGUCCCUCCGUCCACCUGCCUUCGAGAUCUCGUGUCGGUUUGCUUUUCUCUGCAUCCUACGAAUUCACCCACCCUUUCCGGGUGCACUUUUCGUUCCUCUUCGGAAAGAACGCACCGUGUGCCCUCAAACCCACUUGUGUCUGCUGUGUAUUCUUGCCUCUCCGGCGCUUUCCUCGCCUCCCUGUCUCCACUUGUCCCUUGUACAGCUAACUCAGCGGUCGGGGUACCUCUGGUGCCAGCCAGGUUCUGCUUCCCUCCAGUCUUCUUCCUCGUUUUUUUCACCUCGCUGGCAAAAUGGCAGGGCUGGCUUCCCUGUCUUCUGUUGGCGCUCUGCGCGGCAUGCGGCUCGUCCCUGCUGCACAUUUGCUCCCUCUCCACUCCGCAUUUGGCCAGCAGACGAGAAACUUCGGUGCCGGAGACUUGAAGAUUGUCGCCGCUCGCAUGAAGUCGGUCAAAUCGAUUCAAAAGAUCACAAAAGCCAUGAAAAUGGUGGCGGCAUCGAAGCUUCGUAUGGACCAAAGACGCCUGGAGAACGGCCUUCCCUUCGCUACGCCGGUGCAAAAACUCGUUCAGCGAAUUCCCGUCGAUCCGAAGGAAAAAGGCACUCUCGCCGUUCUCGCCCUCUCCUCAGACAAGGGUCUGUGCGGCGGCGUGAACAGCUUUGUCGCGAAGCAAGCCCGGAUCGUGAUCAAAGAGAACGAAAUGGCUGGCAACGCAGUCCAGGUCUAUGGAGUUGGCGACAAAAUCCGCUCCGCCUUGCAGAGGACUUUCGGCGACCGCUUCAAACGCAUCAUGACAGAAGUGACCCGCUUCCCCUGGAACUUUGGCCAGGCCUGUAUCAUCGCCGACAGGCUCAUGCAGGACAACCCCGCUCGUUUGAUGGUAAUUUACAACCACUUCAAGUCGGCCGUUGCGUACGACACUCUGACACUGAACGUCUUGACCCCGACGCAGGCUGCCCAGAGCGCGAAAGAGCAGUUGAACACUUUCGAGUUUGAGCCGGAGAAAACCGACGUGUGGAAGGACCUUCAGGACUUUUACUACGCCUGCACAGUUUUCGGUUGCAUGCUCGACAACAUCGCUUCUGAACAGAGCGCCCGUAUGAGUGCCAUGGACAACGCGUCGACGAAUGCUGGAGAAAUGAUUUCUUCUUUGACGCUGCGGUACAACCGAGCGAGACAAGCGAAGAUCACAACUGAACUCGUGGAAAUUAUUUCUGGCGCGAAUGCGCUCGAGUAAACGUCCUGUGUACCAAAUGAAAACGACAGAGCUACGCACAGAUCUGUCUGGUUCCGAAUCCAGCACAAGGCGGUAUGGUCGUUCUGAAGUCGCUCCUGUCUCGCAAGACACUUCUCACGCAAAACCAAAGUCGGGAUAUUCGUGUUAUGUACACGAUUUCCCACCACACUUGCUGCGGUUCCUCUUACUAAAUGAAGAAGGACCACAAACCUUUGUCGGAGGCAUUUGUACGGGAAGUGUCAAAGUAAAGUCCUCUCCACACGUGUCUCUCUGAAUCUCUGCAUGCAUAUUGGUCUACAACUAUGCACGUGGAUGCAGUGUGUAUGCACACGCUCUCUCGCUGGGGAGCGUCGUGGAAGCUUUGCGGUGUUUCCUUGCGACUUGGUCGCCAACUGUUUCUGACGGAUUUGUAAGUGUAGCGUGUGCUCGGGGUUUCGUCGGGCUUUCUGACCCCUCUCGCUGAGCUGUCCCUUGUGUACCGCAACAGACUGCUGCCAAUCGAACUACAGAUUCCUUCAAAUGCAUACUGAAUGCAUAA